AUGAGGCACAGCAUGAACCAGAGCAGUGAGUUCCUUCUCCUAGGGCUCCCCAUCCGGCCAGAGCAGCAGGGCAUGUUCUUCACCCUGUUCCUGGGCAUGUACCUGACCACAGUGCUGGGGAACCUGCUCAUCAUCCUGCUCAUCAGGCUGGACUCUCGCCUUCACACCCCCAUGUACUUCUUCCUCAGCCACUUGGCCUUCUCUGACAUUUCCCUUUCAUCUGUCACAGUUCCAAAGAUGCUCAUGAACAUGCAGACUCAGCAACAAUCCAUCCCCUAUAUGGGGUGCAUUUCACAGGUGUAUUUCUUUAUAUUUUUUGGUUGCCUUGACAACUUUCUUCUCACAGUGAUGGCAUAUGACAGGUAUGUGGCCAUCUGUCACCCUCUCCACUACACCACCAUCAUGAGGGAGGAGCUAUGUAUCAUCCUAGUGGCUGGAUCCUGGUUCUUCUCUUGCAUCCAAGCUCUUUUGCACACCCUCCUCGUGGACCAGUUCCUGAGCCCUGUAAACCAUACCAACAUCUAUGAAUUUCUUCUUGUGGGCCUCUCUGAGUGGCCACAGCAGCAGCCUCUCCUAUUUGGACUCUUCCUGGGCAUGUACCUGGUCACCAUGGUGGGGAAUCUGCUCAUCAUCCUGGCCAUUGCCUCAGACCUGCAUCUCCACACCCCCAUGUACCUCUUUCUAGCCAACCUGUCCUUUUCUGACAUUGGUUUCAUCUCUACAGUAAUUCCCAAGAUGCUAGAUAAUAUUGGCUCAGGAAGUAAAAGGAUUUCUUAUGGUGGGUGUCUGACACAGCUUUAUUUCUUUGGCCUAUUUGCAGAUCUGGACAACUUUCUCCUGGCUGUGAUGGCACUUGACCGCUAUGUGGCCAUCAGCCACCCCCUCCAUUAUGCCAUGAUCAUGAACUACCAACGCUGUGUCCUAUUAGUGACUGGGUCAUGGGUGGUCACUACCUUCCACGCCCUAGUGCAUACCUUCCUGGUAACUAGGCUUUCUUUCUGUGGCCCCAAUAUCAUCCCCCAUUUCUUCUGUGAUCUUGUCCCACUCCUGAAUCUGGCCUGCUCCAGUACUUAUGUCAAUGACCUGGUGCUCAUCCUUGUGGCAGGAACAUUGCUAAUUGGACCCUUCAUCUGCAUCCUUACUUCUUACUUUUAUAUUGCAUUGGCUAUCCUAAGAAUCAAUUCCCCAAAGGGUAAGCAAAGGGCCUUCUCCAACUGCACCUCCCACCUCUCUGUGGUCUCUCUGUUUUAUAGCACAGCUAUUGGGGUCUAUUUAUGUCCUCCAUCAUCCCCCUCAGGUGGAAAGAAUAGAGUCUUCUCAAUAAUGUACACAGUGGUGACCCCCAUGCUGAACCCCUUCAUCUACAGCCUAAGGAACAGGGAUAUGAAGGGGGCACUAGGAAAACUACUCAGAAGAAAAACACUCUAA
Messenger RNA from Felis catus (domestic cat), 1428 nucleotides. Its product is annotated as olfactory receptor 1361-like. Gene Ontology annotation, biological process: G protein-coupled receptor signaling pathway. The transcript is spliced from 3 exons. Gene Ontology annotation, molecular function: olfactory receptor activity; G protein-coupled receptor activity. The record is from RefSeq and is a predicted model, not a curated record. Gene Ontology annotation, cellular component: membrane. The coding region runs from base 1 to 1428 and encodes 475 amino acids. NCBI's taxonomy places the organism in Eukaryota, Metazoa, Chordata, Mammalia, Carnivora, Felidae.